CUUGGAAGGUUAUUGCUGACGUCUUGAAGGUUAUACAGCAAAAUUAGAUACAAGGAAAAGCAACUCUCGUUACGUGAAUAGUAUUAAAUUAGGCAACCCAUUUGCUGUACUCAGAUUGAAGUGAGACAGUUAACACCUGCAGACUGCUUCAGCAGUCCUUCACUAGGUAAAAAUGGGAGUGGGCCAAGUCAUCACACUCUUCACUACAAGUUUUGGGGUGCUACCUGAGAAAAAAAUCCCAGUCACCCUAGCCUUAAAAUGUCAGGGAGAGAGCUUGAACUAAAUUCACCACAAGAAAAUGCAAGGCUUCGACAUAUGAAAAAAAUGGACGCUCUGCUAAAUAUGUUUGUUCGGCUUCCAGAAGCAGACCAGAAACUCUUUACACAUGGAUCAUAUUUCCUGGGAAUAAAUGGAGGCUUUUGUGGUUUAAUAGCAAACAGUUUUUUCAGACGCAUCCUAAAUGUGACAGAGGCUCGGAUUGCCUCUAGUUUGCCAAUGGCUGUUCUUCCAUUCCUUACAACAGCAGCAAUUUACCACAGUGCUGUAACUCAACCUUUAAUUUCAGGUGAUCUAAUGUGUGCAACCUGUGCCAUAGUAAGAGGAGGAUUAAUUGGGUCUGUUAUAGGUGGUCUAUAUCCCAUUUUCUUGGCCAUUCCUAUAAAUGCAGGACUUGCAGCCAGGUACAGCUCAGCUCCAUUGCCUGGCAAAGAGAAUAUGUUACGCUUCUGGAUUAAAGUCUCUCAACCAGUCUUUAAGAAGAUGAGUUUUGCUAUCCUUCUGCAGGCUGCAUUUGGAAUUUACCUCAGCUCAAGACAGUACGGAAUAUUUACGAAAAUGCUCCAGUUGCCUGAAGAAAGCAGCAAUCCUGAAGAACUCAAAGAUUAAAACUAAAAAAUACACAAGUCCCUCUAAUGCUUGUGUGGGUUACCAUAAUAAACCAUGAAAUUAAACAAGGCAAGGAA
Messenger RNA from Gopherus flavomarginatus (Mexican gopher tortoise), 962 nucleotides. RefSeq names its product transmembrane protein 126A (gene TMEM126A). Lineage: Eukaryota; Metazoa; Chordata; Testudines; Testudinidae. The record is from RefSeq and is a predicted model, not a curated record. Gene Ontology annotation, biological process: mitochondrial respiratory chain complex I assembly. Gene Ontology annotation, cellular component: mitochondrion. The transcript has 5 exons. Bases 259 to 885 code for a protein of 208 amino acids.